UUGACUUUAAAUAAUUCGAUUUUGACAUUGACACCAAAGAAAAACAAAUGGAUUUUCGUAAACUGUAUUUUCAAAAAUUUGAUUAAAAUACGCAUAUAGUUGAAUAAUAAAUGUUUUCGAGCGUUAAAUAUUGCGUGUUAGAACAAAUAGAUAACAUUACAUUACAGUGUAGCAGCUAAGUCACAUUUUUACAGCAAUGGUCGAGGAUUCCAGUUCAAACACAAACAAACCUAAGGCAAAAGCUACUCGACCCAAAGCAGUAUAUUUAUGGACAGAGGCUGAUGUCCAAAAAUGGCUCAGACGCCAUUGUGGCGACUACUAUAAUCUGUAUUGGGAAAGAUUUCAUGAGCAUGAUAUAACUGGCAGAGCACUUGUACGAAUAAACGACAACACAUUGCUUCGCAUGGGCAUAACAAAUAAAGAUCACCGUGAGGCGAUAUGGCGGGAAAUUCUAAAGCUGAGGUUAAAAAGUGAUAUUGUUGAAAUCCGGGACUUGGAGCGCAGACAUAACUACUUCAACUACGACUUGUGACACAGAAGCCACUGUGUGGUGGGAUUUUUAUUACCCACUCACCCUGUUUCAUUGGAACAUCUCAUUUCAUACAAUAUUCUAUUGAAUUUUGUUAGACAUCUUUUCAGUGCCUUAGUGAUAAUACACAGAAUCAAUAAAAUCCUUAUUGAAUUUAGAUAGCAUUAAGAUAUUAUCAUUGUUAACACACAGUUCCUAAUGGUUUUGAAAAUUAUAGAAUAAUUUGGGAAUGUUAGUCUUAGGUGCCAAAAAUGUAAUUCUGUGGGUUUUUAAUUUUGAUUACAUAAGCAAAAGAAAUAUUCCUAAAUCCAGCCAAUAUGAGUUAUGAUAAAAACAUGUUUAUUUGUUGUCAUGUUUAAAUGUUGUAAGAGUAUGCUCAAACUAAAUUUAUUGUAUUUGUUUUUUAUUAAUGUAAAUAUUUAAGCAACCAACUAAGGGAGUAAUUGUAUGUUCGGAAUGGACAAUACUUGUCUUAAUGAGAUAAUAAAUAAAUAUAUGAAGUUUAUAGUUA
Amyelois transitella is the source of this 1040-nucleotide messenger RNA. It is a transcript of the gene ave, whose product is annotated as protein aveugle. The transcript is spliced from 3 exons. The coding region runs from base 197 to 532 and encodes 111 amino acids. Gene Ontology annotation, biological process: cell surface receptor protein tyrosine kinase signaling pathway. Gene Ontology annotation, cellular component: cytoplasmic side of plasma membrane. NCBI's taxonomy places the organism in Eukaryota, Metazoa, Arthropoda, Insecta, Lepidoptera, Pyralidae. Gene Ontology annotation, molecular function: protein binding. The record is from RefSeq and is a predicted model, not a curated record.